UAAGCGGGAGUCGGGCAGGCCAUCUCUACGCACGCGCCCAAACCUAACGGUCAUCACAUCCAUAUUCCCUUGUCACUCUUCUUUCUUCCUCGCACUGCUUCUGGGAAGAAAUACAUUUUCCAUCUCUCUCUCUCUCUCUCUACAAAUGGAGUGGGAACGCUUGGGCUCGGACCUCACCGAACUGAUCCUCUCCUAUCUCCCAAUCCGAUCCAUCGUCCGUGCUGCCGCCGUCUGCAAGCUAUGGCAUUCCAUCAUCUUCUCCUCCUCCUUCGCCGCCCGCGUCUCCGCUUCCAACAAAAACCCCUGGUUCUUCCUCUGUGGCCAAAACAACGUCUUCCUCAAGAGCAACCAGGCCUUUGCCUUCGAUCCCGACUCCUUCCACUGGAUCCGCCUCCCCUCCUCCCUCUUCCCCCAUCACCUCUUCUUCGCCGGCUCCGGCGGAUUUCUCUUCGCCGCCGCCUCCCACUUCAGCUACGCGCCCCUCCUCAAGCCCCUCUGGCGCCGCACCUCCCCGCUCCGCUUCUCCCGCUGCGACCCCCUCGUCGGCGUCUUCCGCGAUGCCUCCGGAUCCUCCAGAUUCAUCGUCGUCGGCGGAGUUAGGUUUAUUGGCUGUCUUAUCGACAUAGAUGACAGACUGGCCGUUGAAAUCUACGAUCCCCGUAUCGAUUCUUGGGAGCUUUGCCCUCCCUUACCCGCCGAUUUCCGAUCCGGCAAUUCGUCGCAGUGGUUGUCUUCGGCGCUGUUCGGGAACAAGUUCUAUGUGUUUGGGAUUUAUUCGAGUUUCAUCUCGUCGUUUGACCUAAACAAACGUUUUUGGAGUGAGGUUCAGACGCUUCGGCCUCCUGGGGUUAUGUUUUCCUUCUUGAUCGCUUGUCUGGACCGGCUUGUUUUGGCCGGGCUCUGCUCUACCCCUCGUGGGCCGUCGGUUAAUUUGUGGAGUAUUGAUGAGCGAACGAUGGAGUUCAGUGAGAUAUCAAUAAUGCCUGAGGAGUUGCUUUGUGGAUUGUCCGAUAGCGAUGGGGAUGACAAUUUUGCAGCCUUGAAAUGUGUGGGGUUGGGUAAUUUUAUCUAUGUGUUCAAUCAAGAGUAUUACAAGAGUUACCCAGCUUGUGUUUGUGAAAUUAGCAGUGAGACUGGUAAGUGCAGCUGGAGGAGAGUCCCCGACUUGCCGUCUCCUGUAAAUCGGUUUCACAAGGUGAUCAGCUUUUGUUCCGCAGUUCCUCUUACUAAUAUUCUCCGAUGUGAAGCUGAAGAUGCUGAAUGUAGCCAAGGCCUUACCUGACUGAUGAAACUUGGUUUCUUGUCAAAUAUCUUGAAUUGCAACUUGCAUCCUCAUGGAAUCAAACCCGUAUUUAAGGUGAUACUUGUGGUGGUGGUGAUUGUGCUAGGUGUCCUACUCAUCCUGGAGGUUGCCAAGGACUAAUUAAAAAAAAAAAAAAUAGUACUGAUUUUAUGUAUUUUUGUUUGUAUUAUUUUCCCUGGUUCCUGUGCAUCGAAUCACUCCUUGUCAUUAGAUGAAUUGCAGCGUUUGGGGAUCAUUAGACCAUAAAAAAUUGUGAGGUAGGACAUCCCCCUAGCAUUAUUCAUAAUUAUUAGGUAGGUGCAUCUCAUCUUCUAUUAAUAUCACUAGGGUGUGACUGCACUGUGCAAUGCCAACGACUUACUUCACCACAUCUUCCUUGAUUGAACUCAGACUGAAAUUGAUGUAAUUUGCAUUGAUAAUAUUGAAAGGCCAUUGAUUAUUUUCUUAUUGCCUGUAAA
Molecule: messenger RNA, 1761 nt
Organism: Malania oleifera
Lineage: Eukaryota; Viridiplantae; Streptophyta; Magnoliopsida; Santalales; Ximeniaceae
Product: F-box/kelch-repeat protein At3g24760
Exons: 2
Coding region: 146-1282 (378 amino acids)
Molecular function (GO): protein binding
Source: RefSeq, a predicted model, not a curated record